AUGGCAACAAACGAACUUGUGCGCAAUCAGCGACGAAUCCUUCGUUUCUUUGAUAUUAAUCAGGAACCAAUUAGAACACUUCUACCAAUAGAUGGAUAUGAACAUAUGCCUAUUGUUCCUCUGGAAAUAGCCAUCGAACCACUAGUUUCGUUUCUACCUGCGAUCAAAAACUAUGCGUUUAUUGUCAAGGAGCGAUGUCAAGAUCAGAUCACUGAUAAACUAACAGUAGAUGAGGCAGCAUCAAUCAUGCUUUAUACGAUGGAUUGGGAGCCGAUCGACGAGUGUCUUUACGUUUCUUUAAACAAAACACUACGAUCAGAGACCAGAAAUAAACUGAAACCAUGGCAUUUAUAUUUAAAACUCUUUCUUACAGCAUUGUCACGUCUUCCAGAUUUACAUAAAUUUGUAUAUCGAGGAGUGAAGUUAGAUUUCAGCAGGUUCUACAAGACCGACGAAACAAUUACCUGGUGGGGAUUUUCUUCAUGUACGAAUAAUAUUAAUGUACUUCAGUCGGAUGCAUUUUUGGGUAUGACAAGUGAACGAACAUUAUUCACCAUUGAAUGCCAUUCAGGAAAAGACAUCUCCAAAUAUUCGUACUUUGCAUCAGAGAAUGAGAUACUUCUUCUUCCUGCCACGCGAUUCCGAGUACUUGGCUGUCUUGAUCAAGGCCAUGGACUUCAUUUAAUUCAAUUGGAAGAAAUAGAAUCAAAUUCUACUCUUGUUUCAAACAAACUACCUGCAGAGACCAGAACUAUAUCAACACAAUCAAUUCCAAGACCUAGACCGAAACCGGUGAUUGCAGCUAAUCAACGUGUAAAUCCAGAUGUACAGCGAACGAUACAGAAAUACGAAAGCCAUACUACUAUAAAUCUUAAUAAUCAAAAUGUCACUGAUAAAGACAUGGAAUUCGUUGUCAAGGAAGCGAUUAUGAAAAAACAUUGUUCCGGGCUCAAUCUGGCAUCAAAUAAUAUUACAGCAUCUGGUAUCUACAUUUUAGCUCAAAGAUUAGAUAACGCCUAUCCGUUGAAAACACUUAUUCUUCAUGGGAAUCCAAUAGGUGACGAAGGUCUUUCUUUUCUUGUCAAUACUCUGACAAAUAAUACCAUAAUCAAGACACUUGAACUUGGAGGUACUAGUAUCACAGAUGUAGGUGUAAAGCAUCUCGUACAAAUCAUCAGUGGAAACAAAUCAUUAAUUAAUCUGUGGCUUUGCAAAAAUCAGAUAACGGAUGUUGGGAUUCGAAUGUUAGCUGAUGUGAUUUCAAAUUGUAAUAAGACUCUUCGUUUUUUGUCUGUUAGCGAGAACAUGCUCCUAACUGAUGGAAGUAUCGAUUCCUUUAUUCAAAUGAUCAAGUGUAGUCAAUCAUUGGCUUAUCUGUUCGCAUCCUAUUGCAAUUUCUCUGCGACAGGUAAAGAACGACUCAUGAAACCUCAUCAAUCCUUCCCAAACGUCAAAUUGGAUAUUCGAUAG
Adineta ricciae is the source of this 1470-nucleotide messenger RNA. Lineage: Eukaryota; Metazoa; Rotifera; Eurotatoria; Adinetida; Adinetidae. The record is from the annotation of a GenBank genome assembly.